CUUGCCUUAAUUUUUCCUUUAUAACUCUGAUCAUAGUUUGAACCUCUCUCCUCCUCCUCCACAGGGCUCAGAUGGCUCCUGCUGCUACUGCUGCUGCUGCUGUCCAGCUCCUGUUGGCUGCCGCCCUGUGGGUGCUGCCUCACAUUGGAGCUGUCCCACUGCUGAGCUUCACAGAGCUCCUCAACACAACCACAGCUACAGCUCAGUCUGACUUCAGGAUGUUCACUGGAGCUGUGGCUUUGCCUCGAAGCAGACGUAAGCGAGCCAUUUCAUCCAGAGAGAUGAACGCCCUGCUGGAUUACCACAACCGAGUCCGCUCCCAGGUCUUCCCCCCUGCUGCUAAUAUGGAGUACAUGCUGUGGGACGAUGGGCUCGCUAAGUCCGCUGACUCAUGGGCCUCACGAUGCGUUUGGGAACACGGUCCGACGCAAGCCAUGAAAUAUGUGGGCCAAAACCUGUCAGUCACUUCAGGAAGGUACCAGUCCAUCACAGACCUGGUCCGGUCCUGGUAUGAAGAGAGGCAUCGCUUCUCCUACCCGAACAGAUGCAGUGGAUCUGUGUGCUCUCACUACACUCAGCUAUGGAGGAUCCUGCUGGAGAAACCAGUGCUCGCCAAACACAAAACCCAGAAGGAUUUAACAGAAGACGGGAGAUAA
This is a messenger RNA of Mugil cephalus (flathead mullet), 656 nucleotides long. RefSeq names its product R3H domain containing-like (gene r3hdml). The coding region runs from base 72 to 656 and encodes 194 amino acids. NCBI's taxonomy places the organism in Eukaryota, Metazoa, Chordata, Actinopteri, Mugiliformes, Mugilidae. The transcript has 4 exons. The record is from RefSeq and is a predicted model, not a curated record.